Molecule: messenger RNA, 1677 nt
Organism: Lodderomyces beijingensis
Lineage: Eukaryota; Fungi; Ascomycota; Pichiomycetes; Serinales; Debaryomycetaceae
Source: the annotation of a GenBank genome assembly
AUGUCCAUCCAGUUUGAAGUUUUACCGUCUGAAAUCAUCCACAGGGUCAUUUAUUGGCUUUCGGACGGCAGAAUAAGCGCAAAUGUUGUUCAUCCCGAAAACCCGAUCCCGUCGCAUGUUUAUGUUCAAAACAGUAUAGAGUGCGGCGACUGCUACGCCGAUUUGUUGUCUCUUUCAUCCACUUGCACAUCGUUGAGGCGAGUCGUGGGCGAGGUGAUAUUUCAAAAAAUGAGCUUGGUGAGGUUGAAUCAAGUUGACAGCAUACUUUGCAAUCCAGCGCUGCAGGAGUUAUACAGCGAUAAGAGGGCUUAUCAGAGGCAGUUUUUUAUUGAAUUGGUUGGCCGCAACGUUCUGAAUUGCAGGGUUGGCGAACCGGCAGCGAAAAAGGUUAAAUCCCCAGCUGAUGAGCUGGAGGAACCGCGAGCCCGCAAGAGCCGCUACGAAAAGGAACUAUGCAUGUGCUAUUUUGUUCGGUUCCUCGAGUGUGAUAACGACAUCUUGAAAAACGGGGAUCUCAAGAUAUUUCCCAAUUUGACGGAUUUGAAGAUCUUGGACCAGAGGCUCAGCUCGGCAAUUCCAGAGAGUGGGAGCAGUUUGACCAAAAUCAAGUACCUUGCAACGCACGCUCAAACGUUAUCGCUCUCGCCCGCGUUGUUGGAUACCGUUCCGAGUUUGAAGCGGCUCGAUCUUUUCCUCGAUUUCAGCAACGAUUUUUUGCUGAAUGGCGGUACAAGAAACAUCAUCAACAAGUUUGAGGCUGGCCCAAAUCAACUCGAGGACCUUUUUUUGAUCUUGGACAAUCCAUACACGAUCAAAUACUUGGAGACCAUUUCCUUGUUGAGGGCAAUAGCCAAAAAUGCAAAAUUGAAAAAGUUAAUGAUUCGGCUGAAAAGAAGAAAGAUUGUUUCGUCGUUGAACCAGAACCAGUCCUCGCUAAACCCCGGGUUUUCAGGUGACGAGAUCUUGGAAAUGUUUGGAGACCUUUCCUCCUUCACUGUCGACAUUCGCGUGUUGGACAUGCUAAAUUUCGACCCGUCGACUUUGGCGUUGAGGCUAGAGCUGGCAGAGAAGAAACCAUUGCAGGAGAGAAGACAUUUUGCAAUUGUUGACCGCGCCAUUGUCGGGCCCCACAUGUCGCAGAGCUUGCGAGAAAGCUUGAGUGCCGUUAUACGACUUGGUCAGUAUACGAGUUUUGGCUUUCAAUAUGGAGAAUCCUUGGAGGAGAGCCAUUUGCAUGUCCUCAAGAUUGUCACGGAUUUCGUCCAGUGGAUGAUCAACCAGGGCCAGGUGGGCUAUUGUGGGUUGCGGUCAAUCUCUAUCGAAAAAUGUUGGUCUGUAAGCGAUGACUCGGUUAUCCGCGAGUAUUUGAUGUCUAGUGACGGCAAGGAAAGAGCAAAAGCCAAAAAGGCGACUUUAUGGGGUAGGUACCCUUUUAAUUCUCCUAGGUUUCGUGUGACAGAUGCUUAUGCUAUUCAUUACACCAAAGAAACGGGCAGCUCCAUUUCUGACGCCAAUGGCUAUUUUAUUGGAGUUUCAGACCGCCCGUACAAUAAAGCCAAUUUCACCACGAGUCCAGAGCAUCUGAAAAACUUGGACCAGUUUUGGAGCUAUGAAGCUUCUUUGUGUGACUUUGAACAGUACUCUGUUCCUCAAAGAACCAGUUUGUUGAUAAAUUAG